Molecule: messenger RNA, 1221 nt
Organism: Diaporthe citri
Lineage: Eukaryota; Fungi; Ascomycota; Sordariomycetes; Diaporthales; Diaporthaceae
Exons: 1
Coding region: 1-1221 (406 amino acids)
Biological process (GO): transmembrane transport
Cellular component (GO): membrane
Molecular function (GO): transmembrane transporter activity
Source: RefSeq, a predicted model, not a curated record
AUGGCGUCCACCACCGAGACAACCUCGAACAAGGCCCUGUACGACGGCGUCGACGGCUCGCCCGUGCAGACGCACGUCUACAGCGAGGGCGACGCGCGGGCGGCCACCACCACCGAGAACCAGGCCGUCGCCGAGGGCCUGCAGCAGAUCCAGGCCAGGAAGGUCCACUGGUACUCGUACUUCACCACCUGGGACUUCUGGACGCUGAUCCUGCUGGGCCAGCUGCUGACCCUGUGCAACACGGCCACCAGCACCUUCACCUCGUUCCUGGUCGAGUGGGGCACCUCCAUCCCGGCCUUCCAGACCUUCUUCAACUACGUGCUGCUGAGCGCCGUCUACGUCCCCUACAUGUUCUACCGCUACGGCUGGCGCAAGGUCGGCCGCGUCGCCCUCUCGGACGGCUGGAAGUACUUCAUCCUGGCCUUCCUCGACGUCGAGGGCAACUACUUCACCGUCCUGGCCUACCGCUACACCAACAUCCUGUCCGCCCAGCUCAUCAACUUCUGGUCCAUCGUCUGCGUCGUCGUCGUCUCCUUCACCCUGCUCAAGGUCCGCUACAAGCUCUUCCAGAUCCUGGGCAUCCUCGUCGCCUGCGGCGGCAUGGGCAUGCUGCUGGGCAGCGACGCCAUGACCGGCUCCAACAACUUCUCCACCCCGGACAUGCUCAAGGGCGACCUCUUCUGCCUGGCCGGCGCCACCUUCUACGGCCUCAGCAACGUCUUCGAGGAGUGGUGCGUCUCGCGCCGCCCCGUCUACGAGGUGCUGAGCUUCAUGGGCCUGCUGGGCAUGUGCAUCGGCGGAGCCACCGCCGGCAUCUUCGACAGGCAGACCUUCCAGGAGGCCACCUGGAACGGCCCCGUCAUCGGCUACGUCGUCGGCUACACCCUGUGCCUCUUCGUCUUCUACUCGCUCGCGCCCCUCAUGUUCCGCAUGGGCUCCGCCGCCUUCUUCGACAUCAGCCUGCUGACCGGCAACUUCUGGGGCGUCAUCAUCGGCAUCCACGUCUUCGGCUACGCCGUCCACUACCUGUACCCCGUCGCCUUCGUGCUCAUCAUCCUCGGCCUCGUCGUCUACUUCCUCGCCGGCAGCAUGCUCGGCGACUCGAAGAAGCCCUGGCUCGGCGACAACCAGGAGGGCGGCGUUGCUGGCAUCGGGACUGCCAAGCUCAAGGCGCUCAAUGAGGCAAGGAAGCAGGGCCUCAUCGCUGAUGAGCGGGUGUAG